This is a messenger RNA of Mesocricetus auratus (golden hamster), 5934 nucleotides long. It is a transcript of the gene Gldn, whose product is annotated as gliomedin. Lineage: Eukaryota; Metazoa; Chordata; Mammalia; Rodentia; Cricetidae. Gene Ontology annotation, cellular component: cell surface. The record is from RefSeq and is a predicted model, not a curated record. Gene Ontology annotation, biological process: signal transduction. The transcript is spliced from 10 exons. Bases 179 to 1846 code for a protein of 555 amino acids.
UGUCCCUCUGGGCUACUGGGGCGCCACUACUGUCCCCAACCCGCUUUGCCAGACGAGUCUAAAGGCAGCUUGACUCAGGGCUCUGCCAACAGCCCACAGCUUGAGCGAGGCUAUAAAAUCUGCCACUGAGAGAAGAGGCCCAGUGUUGCCCUGCACUGCCUAGCCCCAGCGCACAGACAUGACCCAAGCAGCAGAGCGGGGCCGAGGGGCUACAGGCUGGGGGGUGCGCGGCGCCCUAGUGGCAGUAGCACUCCUGUUGGCGCUGAAUGCCGCUGGCACAGUGUUCCUGCUGUGCCAGUGGCGCGGGCUGAGCGCGGCCCUGCGGACGCUAGAGGCUCAACGCGGCCGGGAGCAGCGCGAAGACAGCGCCCUACGCGCCUUUCUGGCAGAACUGAGUCGUGCACCGGGCCAGGUCCCCGAACCACCCCAGGACCCCGCGAGCGCAGCGCGCAACAAGCGCAGCCACAGCGGAGAACCUGCGCCACACAUCCGCGCCGAGAGCCAGGACAUGAUGAUGAUGAUGACCUACUCCAUGGUGCCGAUCCGAGUGAUGGUGGACCUGUGCAAUAGUACCAAGGGUAUCUGCCUUACAGGACCACCUGGCCCACCAGGACCCCCAGGAGUUGACGGGUUACCAGGACACAAUGGAUCAGAUGGACAGCCUGGCCUCCAGGGACCAAAGGGUGAAAAAGGAGCGAAUGGGAAGAGAGGGAAAAUGGGGUUAUCCGGAGCCACAGGAAAUCCAGGGGAAAGGGGAGAGAAGGGAGAUGCUGGUGAAAUGGGCUCUCCUGGAAAUGACGGCCCGCCAGGGCAGAAAGGUGAAAAGGGAGACAAGGGAGAUGUAUCCAACGACGUGCUUCUCACAGGUGCCAAAGGUGACCAAGGCCCACCCGGUCCCCCUGGGCCCCCUGGGCCCCCAGGGCCUCCAGGCCCUCCCGGAACCAGAAGAUCCAAAGGCCCACGGCAGCCAAACAUGUUCAGCAACCAGUGUCCAGGAGAGACGUGUGCCGUACCGAAUGAUGAUACCUUGGUGGGGAAAGGGGAUGAGAAGGCAAAUGAACGCCAUUCUCUGCGAACAGAAUCCAUGGUCACUUCCAUUGGAAACCCAGCCCGAGUACUAAAAGUUAAGGAGACUUUCGGGACCUGGAUAAGAGAGUCUGCUAACAAGAGUGAUGAGCGCAUCUGGGUGACAGAACAUUUUUCAGGAAUCAUGGUGAAGGAGUUCAAAGACCUGCCAGCACUUCUCAACAGCAGCUUCACCCUCAUCCACCUCCCUCAUUACUUCCAUGGCUGUGGGCAUGCAGUUUACAACAACUCUCUCUACUACCACAAGGGGGGCUCCAACACCAUCGUGAGAUUUGAAUUUGGCAAAGAGACACCCCAAACCCUGAAGCUUGAAAAUGCUUUGUAUUUUGAUCGAAAAUACCUCUUUGCAAAUUCCAAGACUUACUUCAACAUAGCUGUGGAUGAGAAGGGCGUCUGGAUUAUCUACGCUUCAAGUGUGGAUGGCUCAAGCAUCCUGGUAGCACAGCUGGACGAGAGGACAUUCUCUGUGUUGCAACACAUCAAUACCACAUACCCCAAAUCCAAGGCUGGCAACGCCUUCAUUGCUCAAGGGAUCCUCUACGUCACCGACACCAAAGAUACGAGGGUCACGUUUGCCUUUGAUCUGUUGGGAGGAAAACAGAUUGAUGCAAACUUUGACCUCAGGACAUCCCCGUCUGUUCUUGCCAUGUUAUCAUACAACAUGAGGGAUCAGCACUUAUAUUCGUGGGAAGAUGGCCACCUGAUGCUUUAUCCUGUGUGGUUUGCAGCAGCAGCAGCAGCAGCAGCGAGUCAGCGAUAGGCUGUCUCCUGCUUCUUCGUUACACUCCAUGUGUUUCCUCGGGCGGUUCCAGCCCAACAGAAAGCUUGUCUGUAAAGGAUGUCCGGGUUCUUGGGGCAUGAGCCCGCGCCUCAGGCACUUGCGCUGUCAGUAAGUCCCUUCAAACAGGGUUACUUAGAUAGCUACAGAUUGGAAACAGAAAUGGCUGAGAUCUCAUGAUUCCUCCCCAAACUCAGCAAGUUGGCGCUCUUCAUUGGGCCUUAGUUUUCCCAUUGGUAAUAUGAAACAUCUGAGUAUGUUGAUAGCAAUGUCCUCUAUCUGCAUGAAAUUGUGUGAUUCUUGGCUGGUUAUAUAUUAGAUUGCUUUCCUUUUUUUUUUCUUUACAUAUAAGCAAGUUCUCUGCAGCUUGAGGGAUGAACACAUCUGUAAUGACUUACAUUUGGUAUCUAGAGUAGGCACACUGACUCUUAAGGCUUCUAAGGUACCAUGUUUUCCAUCAUUUGUUAUUUUUCUCUGAAUAUGCACCUGCCGCCACAGAAUGGUGACUGUUUUCAGCCCUACAGUACAAAUCCAAGAAAAAAAAAAACAUGGGUAGCUGCAGGUCUCUAAGUGAAACCACAUCAAGCCCUUCUAGGUGUCUGUCAAUUUCUGAUCAUGUCUGUUACUGGGGAGCAUAAACACGGAUUCCCCAGCUCACAGCCACUUCUGCUGAGGCUAUGGGGUUGCUAUCAGAGCAUUAAACACUCAGUGGGCAAUCAUCUGGUUAGAGCCAUGGAAGCAUGAUGGUUUUCUCCAAAGCAAAGCACCAUGUGCAGUUAGAAGGAGGGAAGGCAACUGGCUCAAAGGCCGAAGCCAGCAAGUCCCCUGUUGCUGUAAGCGGCAUAAAGCAGCCUGUCUCCCGUUGCUGUAAGGGGCAUCACGUUCCUGUGCCUAAGACUCAUCCUGCAGACCACAACAGCAGUGAAUCACAGCAGUUCUGAAAGUCCCGAAACAUUACUACCCUUUACAGAAAGAAAGAGAAAAGAUGCUGACCUUAUUAUUCUAGGGCACAGAGUGAGCCAGAUUCCUGAAAGGGCUGAUGCCCCAGGUCCUGUUCAAACUGAGAAGUGGUAUUUUAUGUGGCUUGAGUUUUGACAGAGGGAAAGCUAAGAACAGCACCAAGUGAAGUACAUGAACCUCCAUCCAGCCAGGGCCCAAAUGGUUCUCAAGGUUUGAUCUGUUCCUCUUGAAUAUUAGAAAAUGACCUAGUUUAAUUGACUCCUACGCACCCUUAAACGGACAUGUUUUCUGCCAAACCCUUGGGCAGAAGGCAUGGGGCAUGGAGGUCAAGAGGGGGUCGGGAAUUUCAUAGCACUCUGAAGACAGGAAGAGAAACUACCCAGGGAAAACUGGACAGCAAUUUGUUCCAGUGUGUGUGUUCUGAAAUAGUUUCUCUGGGUCCAAACCCAUUCUCAGUGGCCCCAUGACCUGGUUUCAUUUUUUAACAGAAGCACUUUAAGACUCGGAGUGUGCACAUUUAACUAUUUAAAUUUUCCCGACCUCUGGAAACACCCAGGCAACCGUGAUUGGGUCCCUUGUUGAGUUCUCAAGGUGAUGGUCCCAAAGCUUCUUCAUGUCUCCAUUUGGUUGGUUCUGCCAGUCGUCACAGCUUUUAAAGAUAUUCUCUCAGAUUCCGUUGUUGCAAGUGUGUCUAAUGAAUGCUAUUGUUCCUUUAAAGUAUUCAAAUAUGUGGUAUUGUUUCUGAGUACAGUAGAUGUGGAUAUAAACAUGAUUCCCUUUCUCCCCCCCCCUUUGGUUUUACUAGACAGGGUUUCUCUGUAUUGUUUUGAAGGCUGUCCAGUUCAGCCCAGCCUCGAACUCACAGAGAUCUGCCUGCCUCUGCCUCCCGAGUGCUGGGGUUAAAGUCGAGCGUCACCACCGCCCGGCUUCCCUUUCUAUUAGUAGUAUUGCUGAGGAUAGAUACAAUACUAACUGUACAUAUAUCACAAGUGAAAUAGUUAUUGAAUUAGUUCACAUAGUUUUGGUAUCUGAACUAUCAACUAUCUUAGUCUGUUUUUGUUUGUUUGUUUGUUUGUUUUUAACAGGGUCUGUGUUUGCCCAGGCUGAUCUCAAACUCUUGGGGUCAAGUGAUCUUCCUAUGUCAGCUUACUGAGUGCUGGGCCCCAGACAAGUGGCUCUUUGUCUCUCUUAAUUGUGGUGAGGAAUCAUACACUCACCAAUAGAGAAGUUCACACUACAAUUAUUGUUUGAUUCUUUUUGUCACUGUUUCUUCUUUUGUUAUGGUAUGGUAGGACUAGAACAAGUAAGAUGCUUAAUGGCAGUUUGUCUUUACAGAAGAAGAAGAAUUAAGAUUCUACUUUUUUCUUGUAAACAGUACUUUUUCUAUAUCACACAGCACAUACAUGCACACAUGUGCACACAUACGCACAGGUAUUUCAGGCUCACUGUGAUAAUAGGAGGCACAGCCUUGUGCUUUUAAAUCAAGAUAUUAUUUUAAUCAACCCCACCAUCACUUAUAGUCAGAACUUAGCAUUUAGAACUACUAAAGCAUCUCUAUAUGAAAUCAAAUAAUUCUUGAAUUCUUCUGAAAUCUAAAGUAGAGACCAUCCUACUAGAAAUCAUACUUUCGAAGUGAGACUAGACGCUAUAUACCAAAGCACUUUAACUGAUACAGAGUCCAACUAAUGUUGCAGAGGUGACUCUGGUCUGGAUGUACCAUGAGGCAGAGGUGAUGGGACAGGGGAAGCAUUUCAGGCUGAAUGUUUCAGAUCAGUUCCGGUCUCGGGUUCCUUCACGGGUCUUCUUACUCUCAAAAUCAACAGGUGAAAUGUCAAAUGAGAAGGCACAAUUCUUGGAAAGUCAGCUCAGCCAUUGUGUCCCAGCCAUACAAAGUACACAUGAACUUUGCCUAUGUGGUGCAGAGCGACCUGAAGGGGAAGGGAGGGACAGAGUUUUUCAGUUUUCAUCAGUGCCGUGUGGCCUUGUUUCUCACAUAGUUCCCAACUGCAACCACAGAUUUCAAAUGACAAAUAACAAUUGUAAUUAGUAAAAUAAAUUAUCAUGAUCAUAAUCACAUGUGGAAACAAGCAUAUUGCUAUUUUUACAUAUAUGUGUGUGUAUAUAUGUAUAUACACAACUAGAGAGAUAUAUGAAAAACAACUCAGAUCAACACUGAGGUAGAAUUAUGUUGGUAGUUUCUCUGUAGAAACUUUGUUUGCUAGUUCUUCCUGAACACUGGGCAAUCAUUAACAUGGACUGUUGCUGCUAUAGGAAAACAUAGGAAAUGGAUAACUAGGAACCAAACCUCUUUUAGUAUGUUCUCUGUUGCUGUGAUACUCAUCUUGACCAAGAGUGACUUGGAGGAGUAAGGGUUUAUUUCAGCUUACACUACAGCCCAUUAUAUUGGGAAGCUAAGAGGGACAUGGAGGGAUGCUGUUCAAUCCUUGCCGACUUGCCAACUCAGCCAACUUUCUCCCAUGACACAGGACCACAUGCCCAAGUGUGCACAGACCACAGUGGGCUGACCUAAGUCAUCGCUCCAAACAAUUCCUCACAGAUGUGACUGUAGGCUAAUAUGAUGGAGGCAAUUCUUCAUUUGGGGUUCCCUCUUCCUAGAUGUGACAAGCUGACAACUAAGAAUAGACAUCAUAGAAUUGGGUACACACAGAUGUAAACACAGUAGAGAUUUGCAGGGCAAGGGAACUGAAAAGCUAUCUGGGGUCAAGAAUAAAAAUAACUAUUUAAAAAAACUAGAUUUGUAUGAAUUUGGACAAGUCUCAGUUCCUUAGAAAAAGAAUAAUAGUCUAAAAAAGAAUAAUAGUCUACUGUGCUGGCUAGUUUUAUGUCAACUUAACACAAGCUUGAGUUAUUUAAGAGGAGAGAACUUCAAUUAAGAAAAUGCUUUCAUAGAUUUUCUGGCUGUAGGUAAGCAUGUAAGGCAUUUUUUCUAGUGAAUGGUAAGAAAGCAAUCUGAGAAAGGCCAUGGGAAAAAGCCAGUAAGCAGCAUCCUCCAUGGCCUCUGCAUUAGCUCCUGCCUCCAGGAUCCUGCCCUGUUUGGGUUCCUCCAAUGAUGAGCAAUGAUGUGGAAGUGUAAACUAAAUAAACCCUCU